Molecule: messenger RNA, 940 nt
Organism: Chironomus riparius
Lineage: Eukaryota; Metazoa; Arthropoda; Insecta; Diptera; Chironomidae
Source: the annotation of a GenBank genome assembly
GAAUGAAUCACAUCGUUUUAUCGCGAGACAGAGUGAAUUAAAUAAUUUAAAAACAGGAAGAAGCAAAAUUUGUGAAAUGAAAAAUUGAAUUAAAAAAUAAAAGCGAAGUGAUAAAAAAGAAUUAUUUUAAGAAUUGAUCUGUGAUUAAGCAAAGAAUAUAAACAUGAAUAUGAUAAAUGAAGCUGUUUCAUUUCCGGGAAUGCUUCCGUUUGACACGAUGGGAUUAUAUGAGCCUCCUAGACCGCGAUACAUUUUAAAAAUGCCAAGAGUUGUUCCUGAACAGAAGGAAAAGUUUGAAAGUGAUGAUAUUUUUAAGAAAUUGAGCCGUGAUGGUGAAGUAAGAUACACAGGCUUUCGUGAUCGACCACAAGAAGAACGAAAAAUUCGCUUCCAGAAUGGAUGUCGUGAAGGUCAUACAGAAAUUUCAUUUUUCUCCAAUGGAAUCAACAUCCAGCUUAUGUUUAAUCCGAAUCCAAUGAUGUAUCAUCAUCACCAUCAUCAUCAUCAUAUGAUGAAUUUUGAGAGGGAACUGGACUUUGACAAAGAACACGGAAAGGUUCACAUAAAAUCACCUUUUAUUAUGAAUGGUGUCUGCGUAAGAUUCCGUGGAUGGAUCGACUUAGAGCGAUUGGAUGGAAUUGCUAAAUUGGAAUAUGACGAGAGACGUGGAGCACAUGAAGAUGCUAUACUAAAAGAGCAACUUGAACGUUAUAGCCAGCGAUUAAAGGAUUUUGAAGACACAAAACCGAGAAAUACAAAUUUGAAUGAAAAUAGAAAUGGAAAUUGGCGACAGUAGAAACUAUUUUAAGUUUUUGGAUAUAACUUUGUUAAACUAGUGACUUAAGUAAACUUUAAUGUGAAUAAGAUUUAAUCAGUUUUAUUGAUUGAUUCAAUAAUAAAAGAUGUAGAAAGAAUUAAAAAUUAUAUAAGAAAUCCCAAA